AUGGCUGCAGCUUCGCCGCAGAAAGCUGCAGCGGGCAGCCCGCUGCAGCCCGUUGCUGCAGCGGCUCCGCAGCAGCAGCAGCAGCAGCAGCAGCAGCAGCAGCACCACCACCACCACCACCACCACCACAAGGCCAGCUGGUACAGCGAGUACCUCUUCCUGGGCUCGAUCUUGUCGGGAAUUUACAUUUUCUUUUUGAUGUUUGGAUAUUAUCAAGAAAAGAUCUACAGUUCUCGCCACCCGGAGACUGGCGAGCGCUUUUCUUACUCUUGCUUUUUGGUGUUGUCUGCAUGCGUCAGCAACACGGUGUUUGCGUUUUUGCUGCUGCUGCUGCAGCACCGCCGCCGCGCGCUGCAGCUGCUGCUGCAGCUCAGCAGCAGCAGCAUUCGCGAGAUCUUUCUUAUUUCCCUUUCUUAUUCCGGAUCCAUGUUGUUCACUAAUUAUGCUUUAACUCACGUGAACUAUCCAACUCAAAUUUUGGUGAAGUCCGCAAAAAUGGUGCCCGUCGUCGUCGGCGGCUUCGUCUUCUUCGGAAAGACGUACCCGUGGCAGGACUACUUGUCGGUGGUGGUGGUGACGUGUUCGCUGGCCGCGUUUCAGCUGUGCAAGAGCGAGGGGAAAGCAGCAGCAGCAGCAGCAGCAGCAGCAGCAGCAGGAGAGAACUCGCUGCUGGGGCUGCUGCUGCUGUGCGGCUCGCUGCUGUGCGACGGGCUCACGGGGCCGCGGCAAGACCGCUUAGUUGCUGCUGACAAAAACAUAAAUUCGAUUUUGCUGAUGCUGGUGACGAACGGGUUUGCUGCUGCAGUGGUUGCUGCUGCUGCUGCUGCAGCAGAAGGCGCGGCCCCGCUGCUGUUCCUGCAGCAGCAGCAAGAAGCAGCAGCACAUCUCUUUGCCUUUUGCGUCUGCGGCUCUUUGGGGCAGCUUUUCAUUUACCAGAGCUUGACGCACUUCGGGUGUCUGUACACCUCGCUCUUCACCACCAUUCGCAAAGCGGCUUCCACUGUCUUUUCAGUUUAUGUUUUUAAUCACAAAUUAAAUGCCAUUCAGUGGACAGCUUUUGCUGCCAUGUUUGCUGCAGUGCUGCUGCAGUCCUACGUCACCAAGCGCAGCAAACUGCGCCACCAACGCCGCAAAAAGGAGGCCUGA
Molecule: messenger RNA, 1146 nt
Organism: Eimeria necatrix
Lineage: Eukaryota; Apicomplexa; Conoidasida; Eucoccidiorida; Eimeriidae
Product: UDP-galactose transporter protein, putative
Exons: 2
Coding region: 1-1146 (381 amino acids)
Biological process (GO): UDP-galactose transmembrane transport
Cellular component (GO): endoplasmic reticulum membrane; Golgi membrane
Molecular function (GO): UDP-glucose transmembrane transporter activity; UDP-galactose transmembrane transporter activity
Source: RefSeq, a predicted model, not a curated record